Messenger RNA from Thamnophis sirtalis, 1901 nucleotides. NCBI's taxonomy places the organism in Eukaryota, Metazoa, Chordata, Lepidosauria, Squamata, Natricidae. The record is from RefSeq and is a predicted model, not a curated record.
CCCUGCUUCCAGCUCUGUUCAUCUGUUAUCUGUUAUAUCUGUUUAAACAUAAGAUGAUGGUUUGUAACUAAGCCAGUUGCUUUUAAGGAAUGGUUGUUUGACAUAACGUUGAAGAUAUGACAGCGGAGGGUUCAAUAUUGAUCUUUCUCUCCGACCCCAAUGUCUUCCAGGACAUGGCUCCGUGGCCUGAGCUGGAAGACGCAGAGACCAAUAAAUAUAUUGAAGACCCUUCCUCAAAACCCAAGAAGACCAUGUCUGACAAACAGGGGAAAGACACCAAAGACGGGGUCAUUUCCAUGGGAAACCAGGUGGAGCUUCUGCCUGCGUAUUCCACCACUGCUUUGACUGCUGCAUCCGAAGAGGAAGAAGAAGAUCCGUGGAAGCUACCAGAACUUCAGGAUACCGGAGUCAAAUGGUCAGGCAAAGCAGCAGGGGACAUUUUCAAGGAUGGUUCCGUCUUAUCAAAUCCCGUCGCAGGCCUCGUCAUCGGCGUUCUGGUGACAGUGAUGGUGCAAAGUUCCAGCACGUCCUCCUCUAUCAUUGUCAGCAUGGUGUCUUCUUCACGUUGAAAUGAAUACGACCGUCCCAGGACCCGAAAACUGCACCUCUUCGGGACUUUGCUGGACCAGUGGAAAUAUGACCUGGACCCUCAAAAACGUGACGGAAACCCAGAAUCUUGAGAAAUAUCGCUCUGUGCCAUUUCUUUUUCAAUAUCUCAGGGAUCAUCCUUUGGUACCCGGUUCCUUUUAUGCGUAUCCCCAUCCGCUUGUCAAAAGGUCUGGGGAAUAUCACCGCCAAGUACCGAUGGUUCGCCAUUUUCUACCUCCUCACCUGCUUCUUCCUGAUCCCGUUGGCCGUGUUCGGCCUUUCGGUGGCCGGUUGGCCCUACCUGGUGGGCGUGGCUGUCCCCGUCUUCUUGGUCUUGAUCUUCGUGCUCACCGUCCACCUCCUGCAGAAGAAGAAGCCACACCUGCUCCCGGAGAAGCUGCGGAGCUGGGAUUUCCUUCCCCGGUGGAUGCAUUCCUUGCGGCCCUGGGAUGAUGCCAUAACCGCCGCGGGCGGCGUCUGUGGCAGGUAUUGCUGCUGCUGCUGCAAACGUUGUCGAAACAAGGAGGCUGACCCGAGCGAGGAAACCAAGGACACGAAAGCGUUGGAAGUUCACGAGAACCCCGUAUCGCUGGCCGACGAAGAGAACUGUCUUCCCAAGGCCGCGAAAGCAGAGAAAGCAGACUUGAGCACCACGGCGUUGUAGCAGAGAGGGGGACGUUGAGGCCCAAGGACGGAACGUUUGAGGGGCAUGCCUAGAGGGGGAAACGGGGAACGCGGGGCCAGUGACUUGCGCUCAGUGAGAAGAUUCAACCAGGGAUGGGCAACCACAAUUGUCAAGAACCCUUAAGUCGUGUCUGAAUCUCAAGACACGCAUUCAAAUCACCGGUAAGGUUAAGGCUUUACCUCACACCUGCUCACGUCAUGGAAAAAGCAAAGUCCUCUACUUGUCUCCACACUAAGGAGACUCCCUGUGGACAAGUACUCCACUUGUUCUUUUUUUUAAGAGAUCUAUGAGUCAACAGUGCUUCUGCCCAUCACUGCUAAGGCUCUCUCAUUUGCAGUCCUGUAGAAGUCCGAUCUACUCCGCGUUCUCAGCAUCAGUAGACCCACAAGUAGGACAUCUGGCCAUGGGCUAUAUCGUAUAGUAGAUCACUAGCUGGAUCAGGUUUUCAGCAAGAGCUUUAAAACCAUAUCCCCUCAAUCCCAUGUUUUGGAGAGUUCAGGCCUACUACGCCAUUGUAACAUAAUGUAAUAUAGUGUGUACCACACAGAUCUGUUCAACCAAACCAAUUUUCUAAAACCGUGAAUAAGUGCCGGUUGAGGUGUGUGUUAAAGAAAUUAUCUCUCUCUCU